Messenger RNA from Cyclocybe aegerita, 762 nucleotides. The record is from the annotation of a GenBank genome assembly. NCBI's taxonomy places the organism in Eukaryota, Fungi, Basidiomycota, Agaricomycetes, Agaricales, Hemipholiotaceae.
AUGGUCCUCGUCGCUCGUCGCGUUCGACAAUGGUUAGAGCCCGAACUAUACCGCAUUAUUCGCUCUGGGGAUGACGGGAAGGUCAUACCACCUUUAUACAAGAGCAACUAUCCACAUACAGUCGCGGGGCGUACACCCGACCUGGAGCGUAUUGCGAGAUUCGGUCCCCAUGUGCGGCACAUUCUCCUGCAGAACAGGCCUUCAGAGGAGAUCGGAAAAAUCCUACAACUGUGCCCCAACGUGAGGAACCUCGCCAUAUGGAUUAUCCACGGCUCGUGCCGCCACCUCGUGCCGAUCCUCGAGGUGCUCAAGUCGCUACGACGGCUUUCGUUCGACCCGUCGUACUUUUUCCAGGACUACUACGACGAUUGGAAAGUACCACUCGACCUCCCUGCAUUCAGCCGCCUCACCCACCUGGAGAUCAUCAACGCGUCACCGCAUUGGAAGAAGUGGAAGAAACUCGCCAGUAUGCAUGCACUAACUCACCUGGCCCUAGCAGGUAUUGUUGACGGUGCGCUGGUCGAACGUAUCCUGAAGGAGUGCCAGCACCUGGAGUUACUCGUCACGUUCUACCUCGACAAACCCUCCAUGGACCUUCAAAUCGCGUCGAAGAGGGAUCUAAGGGCGGUGCAAUUGCGCUCUGUGACGAAUCAUCUGGAGCAUUGGGAAUGCGGUGCUCGCGGCGGGGAGGACUUCUGGGUAACAGCGGAAAAGGUAAAGCGGCAGAGGAUAGAGGAGCGAAGACCCGUCUGUGCUCGCUAA